Molecule: messenger RNA, 756 nt
Organism: Penaeus vannamei (Pacific white shrimp)
Lineage: Eukaryota; Metazoa; Arthropoda; Malacostraca; Decapoda; Penaeidae
Source: RefSeq, a predicted model, not a curated record
AUGUCCCUGUGUGUACGAGUGGCCCCGUAUUUCAAAAAGCAACGCCAUUUUGUUUCUAUCACAGUGAAGUCUCGCUUCAGCGCCACUCUCAUUAAGGUGGUGUUAAAGCGUGAUGCCACACAGUGUGACACAUCCUUUGCUCUCACACCAUCUGUCAAACACCCGGUUCUUCUGCUUCAGUUUAAUGGAAGAAUAUAUUUCUCUGGAUGUUUGAAGAUAUGCGUGUUCGGACUCGAACCCUCACUUUUGCAGGUAAGCAGUGGUGACAGUCCAAGCAGUAGUGACAUUUCAAGCAUUGGCGACAGUCCAAGCAGUAGUGACAUUUCAAGCAGCAGAUACAUUUCAAGCAGUUAUAACAGUCUGAGCAGUAGUGACAGUUCGAGCAGUAGUGACAUUUCAAGCAGUUGUGACAGUUCAAGCAGUAGUGACAGUCCUAGCAGUAGUGACAGUUCGAGUAGUAGUGACAGUUCAAGCAGUAGUGAUACUUUAAGCAGUAGUGACAGUUCGAGCAGUGGUGACAGUUCAAGCAGUAGUGACAGUCUGAGCAGUAAUGACAUUUCAAGAAGUAGUGACAGUCUGAACAGUAGUGACAGUCUGAGCACCAGUGACAGUAUUGACAGUUCAAGCAGUAGUGAAAGUUCAAGCAGAGGUGACAGUCCGAGCAGUAGUGACAAUUCAAGCAGUAGUGAUAGUCCGAGUAGUAGUGACAUUUCAAGAAGUAGUGACAAUCUGAGCAGUAUGACAGUUGAGCAGUAG